UGGCUCGAGGCCCUUGAGCAUGACGGCGUCGCAGUCGUCCCAGCCGCCAUCCCGCCCGCAGAGGUGGCGGCUUUUGAGGCCGACGCUUACGCCUGGCUCGGCACCUUCGGCUACGACCCUCUCGACCGUACAACCUGGAAGCGGGCACGCCUCCCCCCGGCUUGGCGUACGGGUAUGUACAGCUCUGCGGCGCAUGAGGCCUUUGUCUGGCGCCUCCGCUGUGUUCCCGGCAUCCUCGCGGCCUUCGCCUCAGCCUGGGACACAUCCCCCGAGACCCUGGUAGCGAGUUUCGACAGCAUCAACAUUACCCGGCCGCUGGGCAAGUUCGGGCGCAAUUCCAAGGCGACCAAGCCGUGGCCUCACCUCGAUCAGGACCCGGGGCGGGCGGGCCUUGAGCUCUACCAGGGCAUCGCCGUGCUUUCGGACUCGGGCCCGAACGACGGCGGUCUGUGCGUGCUCCCCGGUUCUCAUCGGCUGCAUAGCGAGUACUUCAAGGCGUUCCCGCCCCCGCCGUGGAAGCCUAACCGGAUUUUCCGCAUUCCUGCGCGGGGGAUGGCGUGGUAUGCCGCCCGCGGCGUGACCAAACGGAAAGUCGAGGCUAAGGCCGGCGAUCUCAUCCUUUGGGAUAGCCGUGUCGUGCACUGGAACGAGGACCCCAUCGGAGAGCGGAUCCGUCUAGCCGCGUAUGUGUGUUAUUGCCCCCGUAGUCUUAUCGCGGAGGACGUGCUCUCCAAGCGGGUCCAGCUUUUCUACACCCGCACGUGGACGAACCACAAACCU
Cutaneotrichosporon oleaginosum is the source of this 780-nucleotide messenger RNA. RefSeq lists its product as uncharacterized. NCBI's taxonomy places the organism in Eukaryota, Fungi, Basidiomycota, Tremellomycetes, Trichosporonales, Trichosporonaceae. The record is from RefSeq and is a predicted model, not a curated record.